GGGAGGAAGUCACAGCCAUCCAGAGAACAUGUGGACAUGGUGUGUUUUCAAUGGGGCUCGGCGUAUGAGUCAGGCAGUAGUUCAGAGUCACAGCAGAGAAAAGGUCUUCAUGGUGGUUGGUUUGGGUAACCAUGGCAUGUCGGGUACCAGACACAAUGUUGGAAUGGCAGCUAUUAAUCUGCUGGCACGGAGACUGAAAGUAGCUGAUCAGUGGAAAACAGACAAGAGGACUGGAUCCGAUUUCAUCACCACCAAACACCGUGGAAUGCAGCUGGUGUUACUCAAACCGCGUCAGUUUAUGAAUAUUAAUGGAAUAAGCGUGGCUCCUGCUGCUGAAAAGUUUCAUCUCACCCCUGAGAAUAUCUAUCUGCUGCAUGAUGAGCUGAGCAAGCCUCUCGGGAAGGUGUCUCUAAAGUUUGGUGGGAGCGCAAAGGGCCACAAUGGUGUUCGUUCCUGCAUUGACUAUCUGAAGUCAGAUACGAUGACCAGGCUCUUGAUCGGGAUCGGACGUCCAGAUGGCAAUGAAAAGUCCUCAGUGACGGCAUAUGUGCUUGGGCGCUUCACACCGGCUGAGCAGGAGAUGCUACCUCACGUUCUGGAGCAGGGUGUAGACUUGUUAUUGUUACAUAUUAAGAAUAGAACAGAGAUGGACUCUACAGCAAAUGCUAAGCCACUGAAAACCACAUGACCUUG
Nanorana parkeri is the source of this 693-nucleotide messenger RNA. RefSeq names its product peptidyl-tRNA hydrolase 1 homolog (gene PTRH1). Gene Ontology annotation, molecular function: peptidyl-tRNA hydrolase activity. Bases 29 to 688 code for a protein of 219 amino acids. The transcript has 5 exons. The record is from RefSeq and is a predicted model, not a curated record. NCBI's taxonomy places the organism in Eukaryota, Metazoa, Chordata, Amphibia, Anura, Dicroglossidae.